Messenger RNA from Corythoichthys intestinalis (scribbled pipefish), 4297 nucleotides. RefSeq names its product arrestin, beta 1 (gene arrb1). Lineage: Eukaryota; Metazoa; Chordata; Actinopteri; Syngnathiformes; Syngnathidae. Gene Ontology annotation, biological process: negative regulation of Notch signaling pathway; G protein-coupled receptor internalization; signal transduction. The transcript is spliced from 15 exons. The coding region runs from base 779 to 2092 and encodes 437 amino acids. The record is from RefSeq and is a predicted model, not a curated record. Gene Ontology annotation, molecular function: G protein-coupled receptor binding.
UCCCGCCGAGGGCUGGCGUCGUCCCUCUAGUAAUAGUUGCUCCCGAUGAGCCGACGCCAAGUAUUGAAAAGUAUCAAAGUAUCCGUUUUGAAAUGUCCCUGCGAACGGGUUUUGUUUGUCCAGCGCGUCCGUCAGCGCCGUCUGCUGGUCGAUGUCCGGCGAAUACGCGGCCAGCGUGGACAAAAGGGGGCGCGCCGUCCUCUGGAGCGACAUCUGACGGGCGGACGGACGUUUGGCUUUCCAAUUUUUUUUUUGAUAUGGGAACCUUGUAUUUUUUAAUUAUUUUCAUCGUUGGGAAAUUUGGAAUCACUUUUAAUAUAUGGUGUGUCACUUGAAGAAUAAUAAAAGGCUUUUUUUCUAGAGGAAAAGUAGUCACUUUUCAUUUGACCUGAAUCGAUUUCAUCAAUGAAAGAGUGAAAUCAUAUCUGGUGAUGUGUGAUUAUUUUGAAUUUGGGCACUUCUAGACCUGAAUCCAUUUCAAUAUUUCAUUCAAUCAAAUGGAACCGUUUUCUAAUUUAUAUUUGUUCCAAUAAAUCCAUUCCAAAGUCAGAUGAAAAGAUAGACGAGUGGAUUGGCCGCCAUCCUUCCGUCUAUUGCCGUCAACGAGACGAUGUUUUUGAAAUUCUCCCUGUGACGCCGGGGCGGACUCUCUUCUCCGAUCACGUGAGCGGACUCCCUCUCUUCAGUUUCCACGGUGACGGCCGGGACCCCUCCUCCUCUUCCUCCUCUUCAUCCCGAUCGGCCGCUGGUCUCGUCUGCUGGUUGGUUCGUCGUCAGUAUGGCAGAGAAAGGAACCAGAGUUUUUAAAAAAGCAAGCCCCAAUGGCAAGCUGACGGUCUACCUGGGCAAGCGAGACUUUGUGGACCACGUGGACGGAGUGGAGCCCGUCGACGGCGUCAUCUUGAUCGAUCCGGACUACCUGAAGGAGAGAAAAGUCUUUGUGACGCUCACCUGCGCCUUCCGCUACGGGCGAGAAGAUCUGGACGUGCUGGGCUUGACCUUCCGCAAAGAUUUGUUCGUGGCCAACGCGCAGGUCUUUCCCCCGGCGACGGACCGGGGCCGCCGCGACCUGACUCGUUUGCAGGAGCGGCUGAUCAAGAAACUGGGGGAGCACGCCUACCCCUUCGCCUUCCAGAUCCCGCUUAACCUGCCGUGUUCGGUCACGUUGCAGCCGGGACCCGAGGACACCGGAAAGGCCUGCGGCGUGGACUUUGAAAUCAAAGUGUUUUGCGCCGACAACGCCGAGGAAAAGAUCCACAAAAGGAACUCGGUCCGCCUGGUGAUCCGGAAGGUUCAGUUCGCUCCGGAGAAAGCCGGGCCUCAGCCCAGCGCCGAGACCACCAGGCACUUCCUCAUGUCCGACAAAGCUCUCCAUCUGGAGGCCUCGCUGGACAAGCAGCUUUACUACCACGGCGAACCCAUCAGCGUCAACGUCCACGUCACCAACAACACCAACAAGACGGUCAAAAAGAUGAAGGUGUCCGUGCGACAGUACGCCGACAUCUGCCUCUUCAACACGGCGCAGUACAAAUGUCCGGUGGCGAGCCACGAGUCCGACGACGUGGUGGCUUCCAGCUCCACCUUCUGCAAAGUUUUCACCCUGACGCCGUUUCUGUCCAACAAUCGAGAGAAAAGAGGCCUGGCGCUGGACGGCAAGUUGAAGCACGAAGACACCAACUUGGCAUCCAGUACGCAGUUGCGCGAGGGGGCAGACAAGGAGAUGUUGGGCAUCGUGGUGUCCUACAAAGUCAAAGUCAAGUUGCUGGUGUCUCGCGGCGGACUCCUGGGAGAUCUGGCCCCCAGCGACGUGUCCCUGGAACUCCCUUUCACGCUGAUGCAUCCCAAGCCUCGAGAAGAGUCUCUCCACGGCCAAGAAAGUAAGAACCCGCCUCGCCACGCCCAGCCGCUGGCGCCGUUAGCCGCUCCCGCUAACGGACGCUUUUGUUCGGCAGCCGCCGCCGAUGACACCAACCUGAUCCAGUUUGACGCCAACGACGACGACAUCAUCUUCGAAGACUUUGCCCGACAGCGGCUGAUCGGCGCCAAAGACGACGAGGACGAAGAGGCGGCGGCGGCGCUCCACGACAGAUAGAGCCGAGCCUCCGCCGGGAACGCCGGCUUCUUCUCUCCGCGUCGGCUAAAGAACGCUAGUUUAGUCGGACGGCGAUGGAAUUUGACUUUGGUUGUAGACGUCUGCAUGCGCCGGAUGUAUUCGUUGCUUUCCCGCUACCGCGGGCGUACGGGGCUGUCAAAUCGUCAAAAGUUUUUGUCGUCAAAUGGAAAAGCACGCGGCAGGUAGUUAGGAGGGAGGGCCGACCCGUAGAAAAAUUCGACCGGAGAGGAAGUGACUCCCAAAUGCCCGCAAAUCAACAGGAAGUGACCCCGAAAGGCCAAAAAUCAAUCGGAAAUAGGACUCUGAAUAGGAAGUGACCCCAUAUUGACAGGAAGUGAGCUGUUAUCAAAUGAAAGUGACCCAAUAUCUACAGGAUUUAUACUGCCAAAAAGAAAUAGGAAGUGACCCCAAAAUGCCUGCAAAUCAACAGAAAGUGAGCCCCCCAUAUCAACAGCAAGUGACUUAGAAGUGUCCCCAAAUCAACAGGAAGUGACCUUGUUUCAACAGGAAGUCACCCAGAAAGUUUUUGUGGCAAAACAGAAAGGCACGUAGUUAGGAGGGAGGGCUGACACGUCAUCUCAUUUGACGUCCAAUCCGUUUGGACUGCAAUUUUUUUUUAAAAAAGUUGUUUUUUUCUAUUUGAAGAAGGAAACAUGUCUGCCACUUUCACACCUGUGGGUUAAUAAAAGCAGUACUUUUUUUUUUUUUCGAUUUGAAAAAGGAAAAAUCUAAACAGUCUCUUUUUAUCUACUGUGUAUUGAUUUAUUUUUAUCUAAAAAAGGGGGAACCUGGUGAACACUUUGUGUGGUUGAAUUCAAAAAUGUCAUUAUUUCGAAGAAAAGAAGCACAAAAUCUUCUCCCAUGUCCGAAGCGUGUCAAUUUGACAUGAAUUUUAUCGGCGCGAAAACCACAAAUUCGACAACGCGACUGUCUUUGGCGGGCGCAAAAUGAUGACGUCGGGCGAGUUCAACUCACAAAGCAUAUUGUCAAUUGCUGAGGACAGUACUAGUAUUGAUGUUUUUAUUUAAAUAAAGUACAGGUGAUGUGAAAUGAGUUUGUCCCUUGUUCAUUUUCGGGUUGAGUCACUCCAUGUCCAUUCUAGGCUCAGUUCAUGAAUAUUUUGAAUGCUCACUUCCUGUAUGGAUCUUUUUCUGGUCAGUUCCUUUUGAUUUUGGCUCACUUGCUGUACAUUCGGGCUCCCUUCCUGUCCAAUUUGGACAGUGCAGUAUUGUUAAUCUUACUUUUAAAAAGUAAUUCAUUACAUUUGCAAAUGACUUCCCCCCAAAAGUAACUGAGUUACCUGAAUGUAACAGUGAAUUGGUUACUUGGCAAUGUAACGAGUGUUACUUUUCAUGUUUUUAUUAUUUUUUUUCUCUCAUUCUCUCCCCCCCAAAAAAACCCCCCAUAGUAACCUUUGCUAUGUUUGGAAGUCAUUUCAUGUUGUGAAUCAACUGUUAAAGUUGCUCCCGUUAUUGCAUUAGUUCCCUUCUGUCUUUUGGCACGUGAAAGUUUUAAAACUGUUUCAUCAUUUAAAGAUACUCGAUUUGACCGAAUUAGGAGUAUUUUAGAUAAAACGUUUCUUAGGUUUGCUCAGAAGGUUGUAUACACCAGAGCCUUCCUGAGAAGUCUACUGGUUUAAGAUGGCGGCUGUUUACUAACGCCGGCGAGUCUAUCAUUUCCAAUCUAGUUCUAUAUACACGUGAUAUCUACCGUAGCAUCACGCGGGUGUAGUUUGUAGGCUAUUGGCUACAGUCAGGCAUGAAUGGAGCCAACUAGCAUCGCAUUUGCAAUGGCGUGACAACUCCCUUCCCUCCUCCCCACUCCCGCUUUGCUCUCUCUCUCAUCUCACAGAUUUUUCUUGCGUCAUUCAACCCACGUAGUAACGCACGCCUUUACAUCCUCAGUAACGGUAACGGCGUUGCCAAGAUGAGAAAAGUAAUUCAUUAGAUUACUCACUACUGGAAAAAAUAACAGCGUUAGUAACGCCGUUGUACGCUAACGCAGUUCUGAACAACAUUGAAUUUGGAUCAUUUUCCGCCCAGAUGUUUUUGGUCACAUUUUGUGGCAUUCCAGGGGUCAUUUCCUGUGUAUCUCUGGAGAAAUAUUUACUGCCUAUGUAUGAUAUAUACAGUGCUGGCCAAAAGUAUUGGCACCCCUGCAAUUCUGUCAGAUAAUGCUGACUUU